Messenger RNA from Solanum dulcamara, 510 nucleotides. RefSeq lists its product as uncharacterized. The record is from RefSeq and is a predicted model, not a curated record. Lineage: Eukaryota; Viridiplantae; Streptophyta; Magnoliopsida; Solanales; Solanaceae. Bases 1 to 510 code for a protein of 169 amino acids. The transcript has a single exon.
AUGGAGCACCAAGAAUACGAAGAUACUCCCAUAUUUGCAGUGUGUGAAGGAAAUAUGCAAGAAAUUUGUCAAGAUAGGUUCAAGCAUAUUUCUAGAGCUCAAAAUGAGUUUGCAGAUGCUUUGGUAACCAUCUCUUCUAUGAUUCAACCUCCAGACAAGAAUUACAUAGAUCCAAUCAAGAUCAAUGUGCAGGAUCAACCGGCCUAUUAUUUCCAUGUAGAUGAAGAAUUGGAUGGAGAACCUUGGUACCAUGAAAUUGUGAGGUAUCUCAAAGAAGGAGAUUAUCCAGAAGGCAUAAACAAUAUUCAAAAGAGAACACUGCAGAGACUCGCAAGCCACUUUUUCUUAAGUGGAGAAAUCCUUUAUAGGAGGACUCUAGAUUUAGGGCUAUUAAGGUGUGUUGACUCCCGAGAGGCGAGCAAGUUGAUUGAAGAAAUACAUGGGGGUACAUGUGGUCCACACAUGAAUGGCUUUACUAAUGUCGUCAAUGUCAGAUUCACGGUGAAUUGA